This is a messenger RNA of Micropterus salmoides (largemouth bass), 1589 nucleotides long. It is a transcript of the gene drc5, whose product is annotated as t-complex-associated-testis-expressed 1. Gene Ontology annotation, molecular function: GTPase activator activity; small GTPase binding. Gene Ontology annotation, cellular component: nucleus; perinuclear region of cytoplasm; cytosol. Lineage: Eukaryota; Metazoa; Chordata; Actinopteri; Centrarchiformes; Centrarchidae. The transcript has 5 exons. Gene Ontology annotation, biological process: nucleocytoplasmic transport; activation of GTPase activity. The record is from RefSeq and is a predicted model, not a curated record. The coding region runs from base 120 to 1451 and encodes 443 amino acids.
UCAGGGCUGAGUGCUCAAAUCUCCCGAGUUAAAAAGUAAUAGCGUUCUGUUACCAAGGAGACAGUUGUAGCCUAGAGCAGCGCACUGCAGGUAAAAUAGUCUACAAAAACCCUACAACAAUGUCCAGGUUCCCUUAUACCCCAGCAGCCACCCUCAAUCCAGAUGAGGACUACAGAAAGAUCAGGAGGAUCAUUGCUGAAGAUCCAGGCUGGUCCCUGGCUAUAGUACCUUGUUUAUCAAACCUGUGUCUGCAAAGCAUCGUGAGAAACUUUGAGGAAAUGCCCAUAUUUGAAGCCCUUACACCCAUUCAGAAAGACUUUGUGCAGGAGAGACUAUCUACUUCCCUGCCCCUGCAUGUGACAGCCAACUUGAUUGGUGAUGGUGUCUAUUGGAAGCGGCGAUGCGAGCAGCGGUGGGACCUUUGUGAUGUCUCUCAUUAUGGCCACAGCUGGAAACGACUGUUCUUUGAGAGGCACAUGGAGAACGUUAUUGAGCUUUUUAUUCCAGAUGUAACAGAGCCAAACACUGUUUUAGCGAUGGUACCUCAUUGUAAGACCUACGUCAAGAGGCUGGACAUUUCCCAACUCCUGCCGCCUAUCAAGGAGCCCAAGAUGGAGGAAGAGGAAUAUGGCUCCGAGUUAGUGAGUGACAACGAGUAUGAUGGACCAUCUGUGGACCACUUUGACUUUAACAUCCUGCUUGACAAGCUGACAAACCUGGAAGAGCUCCAUUUGGUGUACAGGGUCAAACAAUGUGGGAUGAACUUUGAAUGGAAGAUGUUUGAGAUGACUGACAGAGAUUGUGAGUCCCUCGCCAAGGCCCUUAAGUCCUGUAAGAAUUUGAAGCUUCUAAGGCUCCAUCAAAGCCAGAUUGAGGAUAAAAAGUGCCGGGUGCUGGUGAAAUACCUCUUGGACCACCCGUCUCUAAGAGAGCUUGACUUCUCUCACAACCUGAUCGGAGACAAAGGAGCCAGAGCCAUUGGCAAGCUGCUCACCAGGAGCACACUGGAGACCCUGAACAUGUGCGACAACAACAUUAGAGACACGGGAGCCAAAGUUAUAGCUCAUGCCUUGUCCAAGAACUCUACCCUUUUAUCCCUCAACCUGCGUCUCAACCGUUUGAGAGAUGAGGGAGGUCAGGCUAUCGGCAAGGCCUUGCUGAACAACAACACCCUACUUCACCUGCACCUGGGAGGCAAUGAGGUGACGGGGCCUACUGCCAUUGCGCUGUCUAAAGUGCUAGUUCAGAAUGACACCCUGCAGAGCAUCAAUCUCUCCUGCAACAACCUGGGUGUGGAUGGAGGUAAAGCUCUGGAGGAAGCGAUGUCUCACAACACCAACUUAACAGAAUGUGAUAUCCGUCUGACCGAGGUUGAUGAGCGCACUGUUUCUGUCAUUAACCAGGUGGUUUGGACCAACCAGAGACAUGCUCAAGAGAGGAAAACGAAGUAGAUACAAAGUAAACCGCUCCUUUUUGUAAUACAAACCCAUCUUUAUUAGUCCUCCCUCUAUUUAUGUACAGUAGCCAUGUUGCACGGCCACAAUAUGCCAACACUGCACCUCAAACUAAAGCAGCUGAUUUUUAAUUAA